UGCUAGUGCGCAAGCGCGAGCCUCAUUUCUCGUUUUUUCUCUCUCUCUCUCUCUCUCUCUCCCCCUCCCCCUCCCUUCCCCAGCCCGAGGGGUCCUGAGGUGACAGCGCCUGGAAGUGCCACUGGAGGAGCCGGAGGAGAAGAUGGACAGGGCCAGGCCUGGGCGUCGGCGUUCUUCGGCCGAGAUUGUCACAGAGGGAAAAAGAAAAAAGUCAUCAUCACCUGAUUUACAGGAGAUAACAAAGUUGUUGGCUGUAAAGUCAGAAGAUGUUCUUGCUCAGUCACCAUUGUCCAAACUCAGAGGCUCAGAAUGCUGGAAGCUCCCCAAAGGGUGGACAAGAAGCCUAAGAAAUAAAGUCAUCUGUCUAGACCACAAAACCAAAAAAGGUGUCCAUGGGCAUCCUGUCACUUCUAAGGCAUCACCAGAAAGGCAUCUCAGAGUUAUGUUGACGAAUGUUCUAUGGACGGACUUAGGACGAAAAUUCAGAAAGACCCUACCUAGAAAUGAUGCUAAUUUAUGUGAUACCAGCAAGGUGCAAUCAGAGUCAUUGCCUUCGACAUCUGUUGACAGCGUAGAGACAUGUCAGAAAUUAGACCCUCUUCACCAAAGCCUUAAUUUAUCUGAAAGACACUCUGCCCAUGUUAGAGAUGAAGUGAUGAGUGCUCAGAAACAGAAAUCUGGAAUACCCAGAGUUAUCUUGACGGAUAUCCUGCGAACGGAGUUAGGAAGAAAAUACUUAAAGAUCCCACCUAUAUCUGAGGCCAGUUUGAGUGGUACAGCCAGCCUGAAGUCAGAUCAACUUUCUUCAUCAUCUGAUGGCAGCUUAGAGUCUUGUCAGAAUGUAAAUCAUCACAAGAGCUUUUUAUCUGAAAGAGGCUCAAAACCAAGUAAGACAGAUAACAUUUCUGCAAAGAAGGCUCCGCAUGUGAAAGAAAAGCACAGAGCUGAUCGUGGCGUUCCUGUGACAUCUCAUACUCAGCUUGAAGAUUUUAAUCCUGAAAGUAAAGAGUGCAAUAAUCUUGAAGAGGGGACCAGAAACAAGAAGACUUCACGUUCUUAUUCAGAAAUGGAACACACUACAGUUUCCAGGAAGAGAAAGAAAAGGGUUAGAAGUCAUUUAUAUGAUUCUCAAAAUUCUAAAUCUUCUUUGGAUAAGUCAACAGAAUAUGUGAAAGAAGAAGAAAAUGACUCCACAGCCUCCAGUAAGCUUGAACAAUCAAGCAAAAGCUGUCACUGGGACCCAGCACCACCUAUAGGACUUACACCUGAACCUUCAGAGAGCAAGGCCACUACUAAUGUGUGCUCACUUGCUGUUCAAGAAGCAGGUGUCAGUACUGCCUCUGGAAGGGCCUGCUCACCCAGCAGAAGCCUGGAGAGUUCUGUUUCUCACAAUGAGGUGGAGAGUUCUUCCCCGACCGAGAAGGGCGAGGAGUUGACUAUAGAAGAAAAGUCUCUUGUAGGUGGAAACAGUGAAGAGAACCAAUUGUUGUUCUUAGCUGAACCAAUUGUUGUUUCCAGUGAUGAAGAAGGACCCUUUGAACAUAAGAAUUCAGUAAUUCUGAAGUUACAGCCUAAUCAAGAGUUUGAGAUUGCAAGUGAAAAUCAGGGGACUUCUGAAGUACAUUUUUCAGAACUACCACUGGGUGCAUGUGAAUCUGUACAGGCAUCAUCUGAAUUAUGUCCAUACAAUCCCGACAUGGAAAACAUUUCCUGUAUUAAACCUAAUAGUGAAGUGGAUCUGAAACUGGAUUUUGUAUUCACUUCUCUGUAUAUUGGUAAAAUAAAAGGAGCUUCAAAAGGUUGUGUCACGUUCACAACGAAGUAUAUUAAAAUCCCAUUUCAAGUGUCCACAAAUGAGGUUUUGCUGUCAGUGGACACCACUCAUUUAAAGAGGUUUGGGUUAUGGAAAAGCAAGGACGAUGAUCACAGUGGGAGAAGCCACGCUAUCCUCUUCCUCUGGGUUUCCUCUAAGUAUCUUCAAGAGAUUCAGACCCAGCUAGAAAAUCCCAUGUUAAGCCAGCAAUCAAAAGCCAGUGAAUUCAUUUUCCUUGAGUUAAACACUUCCGUUUCACAAAAAGAAGAAUUGAAAUUGAAAGAUAUUAUGAUGGAAAUAAGUAAGACCACUGGAGAAUCAGAACUCUCCUAUCCGUUGUCUUGGGUUCAGGCAUUUCCUUUGUUUCAGGAUAUUCCUUCAAAAGAAAGCUCUUUCGUUCACUAUUACUGUGCUUCAACUUGCUCUUUCCCUGUUGCUGCUGAUACAGAAACGAGGAGGAAAUCACUAUCUCAGCCCUCAAAUUCAGAUGUUGUCAAGCCUACUUACACUUUCCUACAGAAACAAAGCAGUGGUUGCUACUCACUUUCUAUUACUUCAAAUCCAGAUGAAGAAUGGCGAGAAGUCAGGCACACUGGACCCGUUCAGAAGUUGAUUGUUUAUCCUCCACCACCUACCAAGGGGGGCUUGGGAGUAACUAAUGAAGAUUUGGAGUGUUUAGAAGAAGGAGAAUUUCUUAAUGAUGUAAUCAUUGACUUUUAUCUUAAGUAUCUGCUACUGGAGAAGGCUUCAGAUGAACUUGUUGAACGAAGUCACAUUUUUAGUAGCUUUUUCUAUAAAUGUUUGACCAGAAAGGAAAAUAAUUUAACAGAAGAUAAUCCAGAUCUCUCAAUGGCUCAGAGAAGACAUAAGAGAGUGAGGACGUGGACUCGUCACAUAAACAUCUUUAAUAAAGACUACAUCUUUGUACCUGUAAAUGAGUCGUCUCACUGGUAUCUCGCAGUCAUUUGUUUUCCAUGGUUAGAAGAAGCUGUGUAUGAAGAUUGUCCACAGACUGCAUCCCAGCAGUCCCGGGAUCAACAAUCUCAACAUGACAACAAAAUAAUAGACAAUGAUGUGCGUCCCACUUCAGUGGUGUCCGCAAGUGCCGAGGAUUCCCAGAGUACCGAGAUGAGUGUAUCAGUACCAAAGAAAAUGUGUAAACGGCCAUGCAUUCUCAUAUUAGAUUCCUUGAAAGCUGCUUCUAUACAAAACACAGUUCAGAAUUUACGAGAGUAUCUAGAAGUAGAGUGGGAAGUUAAGCGAAAAACUCACCGUGAAUUCAGUAAAACCAGCAUGGUGGACCUGUGCCCUAAAGUUCCUAAGCAGGACAAUAGCAGCGACUGUGGGGUCUAUUUGCUGCAGUAUGUGGAGAGCUUCUUCCAGGAUCCCAUUGUUAACUUUGAACUCCCAAUUCACUUGGAGAAAUGGUUUCCUCGCCAUGUAAUAAAGACCAAGCGGGAAGAUAUUCGAGAGCUCAUUUUGAAACUUCAUUUGCAGCAACAGAAGGGCAGCAGUAGUUAGUUAAUCUGUGCAGACAUGGCUCAUGCUCUCUAAAUUUACUGGCAAGCGGCUUACCAGCAUUGUGUCAGCUUAGAGAGAAGAAAGUAACUUGCAGUAGUUCAUAAAUUGUUGAAAUGUAUAUGGUAUCUUGUUUGAGUCGUUGGGCUCUCACAGCUGAAGGUGUCAUAGAAGCACUUAUAAGAUAGAAAUUAAAAUUUCAUAAAUAUAUUUUUAUGAUUAAAUAUGCUUGGAUUAUGCAAUAGCGUAUGUAAUGUGGGAAUGUUUUCGUAAGUAAUAAACCUCUGUGAUCUGUACUUCCACAUGACUGGGUGUUGAUGGGAGGUGGGUUCUCCCUGGUGCCAGCCCCAGCACUUGUCAGAUUUGUUGGCAAGUCACAUCAUAUUGUAACUCUGUUCUUUGCAGCUCAAGCAUGCAGUAUGAAUACUGUGUAUUUUUUUUAAAAAAGAACUUAGUAUCAAGGCUUCAGAAAAUGCCAUUCACGGCAUCCCUUCUGUAUAGUAUGAAAAAAAGGAAAACCAUUAGAUACAAAUUUACCCUUUCAAAGUGCAGCUUAUUCUUCUCAAUUGCUAAAUGCAAUUUCUCCGCUCUGACUGUCCCCUCCCCCACUUCUUCACAUGUCACAUAGAGAGGUCUGAGAAGUGAGUUCAUUUGUUCAGAUAAAAUGUGGAACACACUUUAAGUACCAAAUAAGUUUUCAAAAAUUAUGUAGCUAAGCUUUGUUAAUUUGAGGUAUAGCUAUAUAAAUAUUCAUUCCUACAUUACCCUAGAAUGUGUGUAUACAGUUUCUAUAAAAGAUAAAAUUGGUGUCCUCAUAAUUUUAACAUAGAAAAUACUUUUAAACUUCUAUUUAUUAUUUAGAACCAAAUAUGUAAUUUUAUAGUUUGGUUACCCACGAUUCAUCUGCAAAGCCAGAUUUCUCAUUUCUUUUCUAUUUUUAAGUUAUAGUUUCUAAAGAUUAUGAUCCCCCAGGGAUCUCACUCAUACAGCACCCAAUAUUUUAUUAAAUAUUCAGGUAACAGUUCUACUGGAUUUAUGUGAUGAUGGUGGUAUUAUCUAUUAAGCAGAAAUAUUUUUAGGGAUAUACGAUCAUAUUGUUUUCUCAGAUAAUGGAUUUUAGAAUAUUAUUUUAAACAUCUCUUGCAUUCACAGUUAUAACUGUUGUAAAGCAUUUGAAACAAAGGCAAAUUAAGAUAAAACUAAGAAGUCUGAAGGUUUUAUUUCAAAAUCAAGUGACUUGGGUUGCCAGUUAGCCUUAGUGUCCUCAGAUUCUAUUGGUCUUGUCUCUCUUUGCACUGUUCAGGAUACAUGGCUUUUGGAGAUUUUACAUGAAAGUGCUUAUUAACUGCAUAUUUCAUUCCCAACUUAUGUAUGUUGGCGAGAAACUUUUUUUUAAAAAGUGGCUGUUAAUUGUUUUGUACAUCUAAUUUUGGAAAGCAAGUGUAUAAGAGAUCUUGUAACUUCUGACAUUUUCUGUUUGUGUGUUUUUCAAAGAUACCACUGUCCUUCAUCAUGUUUUGGAGACUGUUUAAAAUUUGUUUUCCUAAAUUCAUGUAGAAAUAAUGAUUUGAGGAUGUCAACAUUUUAUAUUAAACAUGUUUUCAAUUCAUUAAA
Molecule: messenger RNA, 4945 nt
Organism: Arvicola amphibius (Eurasian water vole)
Lineage: Eukaryota; Metazoa; Chordata; Mammalia; Rodentia; Cricetidae
Gene: Senp7
Product: SUMO specific peptidase 7
Exons: 25
Coding region: 143-3334 (1063 amino acids)
Biological process (GO): protein desumoylation
Cellular component (GO): nucleus; cytoplasm
Molecular function (GO): SUMO-specific endopeptidase activity
Source: RefSeq, a predicted model, not a curated record